Molecule: messenger RNA, 2034 nt
Organism: Gadus morhua (Atlantic cod)
Lineage: Eukaryota; Metazoa; Chordata; Actinopteri; Gadiformes; Gadidae
Gene: cpox
Product: coproporphyrinogen oxidase
Exons: 7
Coding region: 87-1448 (453 amino acids)
Cellular component (GO): cytoplasm
Molecular function (GO): coproporphyrinogen oxidase activity
Source: RefSeq, a predicted model, not a curated record
AGAUAGCACGUUACGCCAGCUUGUGACAAUGUUUGAGCACUGACCCAAAGUGUAGCAAUAACUGUAUACACCUAGGAGACCUGCCAAUGGCCGCCCUCCUACUCCAUUCGGUCAACAGAUCGGCUCAAAUCACCACAAAGCACUGUUUCAUCUCACACAAGGUAAGCACAUUGGCCCGACUACAAGACGCGCACGUCGCGUCGUUUCAUAACUCUGCGGCGCACCGGUGGAGCUCGCUUCCCGGAGCGAGAUGGCUGUCCAGGGGUACCGGGGUACGGUUCAUGUGCCAGGGGACCGCAGGCAGACUCCCUGCCGGGCGGUCGAGGAGGGGAGCGGCGCUGGUCCUGGCCGGAGCCGCAGCCGCCGCCGUGGUUGGCUUCGUGGCCAACGCGGGUCACUUCCAGCGCGCUGAGAUGGCCUCCAGGGUCAUUCAAGUCGCCAAGCAAGACGAUGACAUCUUGGAGAAGUGCAAGGGGUUCAUGUCCCUCCCGGUGACCGACGUGAAAGUGCUGCAGGAGAAGAAGGGAGAAAUGUGCACCAGGAUGGAGCUACUGAUCAUGGAGACGCAGGCCGAGUUCUGCCGGGCCCUGGAGAAGGUGGAUGGGGGCAAGUUCAAGGCAGAUCGGUGGCAGAGGAAGGAAGGCGGCGGGGGGAUCAGCUGUGUGAUCCAGGACAGCAACGUGUUUGAGAAGGCCGGUGUGAGUGUUUCGGUAGUGUUCGGACAUCUGACCGAGGAGGCUGCCAAGCAGAUGAAGAGCAGAGGGAAGGUCCUCAAGGGGAAAGACGGUAAACUGCCGUUCUGCGCCAUGGGCAUCAGCUCUGUCAUCCACCCCAAGAACCCCCACGUCCCCACGGUGCACUUCAACUACCGCUACUUCGAGAUCGAGGAGGAGGACGGUUCCAAGCAGUGGUGGUUCGGAGGAGGCACUGACCUGACCCCCACCUAUCUGAACGAGGAGGAUGCCUUCCUGUUCCACAACACCCUGAAGGAGGCCUGUGACAAACACCACCCCCAGUACUACCCAGACUUCAAGAAAUGGUGUGACCGCUACUUCUACGUCCGCCACCGCGGGGAGACGCGCGGCAUCGGGGGCAUCUUCUUCGACGACCUGGACUCCCCCAGCCAGGAGGAGGCCUUCAGCUUCAUCAGGAGCUGCACCUCCACCGUGGUGCCCUGCUACGUCCCCCUGGUGUACAAGCACAGGGACGACGCCUUCACCGCGGAGGAGAAGAGGUGGCAGCAACUCCGCCGGGGCAGGUACGUCGAGUUCAACCUGGUGUACGACAGGGGGGUGAAGUUCGGCCUGGCCACCCCUGGCUCCAGGAUCGAGAGCAUCCUCAUGUCUCUACCCCUGACCGCAAAGUGGGAGUACACCCACGAGCCGGAGGAGGGCUCCAGGGAGGCGGAGAUGCUGGAGGUUCUGCGUACCCCCAGGGAGUGGCUGUGACCGUUGCCGUGUCUACACGUCGCUAUGGCUACAACAUCCAGGGAUACCACCUUUUUUUCUUUCUCAAUGUUGUCACUUGUCGUCCACGUCGCAGUCGCUUGCGCUUCUGCGGCAAACAACGCUCAGCAAACGCACCGAUUGUUUGCACCGCUGCGCAUUUCACGUUCCUCGCGGUUCUGCCAACAGUCCUGCAUAUCGCUCACAUUCUGCCGUCUCAUCACGGGGCUGGUUCUGAUGAUUCAUGACGUAGCUUUUGGUAAGAUUAAACCAACUCCAAGCGGUGUUGGUGUUGACCGAUCAUCCAUUGCCUGCGUUUACAAGCUGUGUUCUUGAAUCAGACUUUUAAGGUGUUAUGCUGAAACUGUCUUUCUAAGCGGUGCUUAACGACGCAUACGCAUAAAUUCAUCUUGAAGUGGGGCAUUUAGUUUCUGCUGAACUUUUUUUUUUGUUACUUAAGGGACUCUAAAACCAUGUGCAUUAGGGAUAGUGAGUUAGUGAAUCGAUUUUUGUUAUUGAACCCGUUUUAAUAUGAAUGUGAUUAUAUUAUGGUACGAUUUCACAAAAAACAUAAAAUAUGUAUACUGCC